Messenger RNA from Aspergillus caelatus, 2243 nucleotides. RefSeq names its product Zn(II)2Cys6 transcription factor. Bases 60 to 2243 code for a protein of 727 amino acids. Lineage: Eukaryota; Fungi; Ascomycota; Eurotiomycetes; Eurotiales; Aspergillaceae. Gene Ontology annotation, biological process: regulation of DNA-templated transcription; DNA-templated transcription. The record is from RefSeq and is a predicted model, not a curated record. The transcript has 4 exons. Gene Ontology annotation, molecular function: DNA-binding transcription factor activity, RNA polymerase II-specific; zinc ion binding; DNA binding.
GCUUUCUGGAGAGGGGCCUGGAAUUUCCCGUUGGAAUAGGACUUUGUCGUGCCGGGGCCAUGCGACCACAAAUGCGCCAGACCCAGAGGGUCCCUCGGUCAUGUAUACAAUGCACCCGUAGGAAAGUGAAAUGCUCGAAGAGGAUACCUUGUGACAAAUGCAUUGAACGUGGGGAGUCGGCCGCCUGUAUGCGUGAGGUUGUUAAGGUUGCUGGGAAAGUCACUGUUGCAGUAGACGAAGAUGUGCCAUCAGACGAUAGUGCUACUGGCACCGCUUCGAAGCUUCUGGAGGAGAAUAUGAGCCUCAAAAUGCGAAUAAGGCAGCUGGAAUCAGUUCUCUCCCGACCGGAAAUGCUAAAAGUGGAAGCCAAUAUCCCCGGACGCACAGCAGCCGUAGAGGACUUUCAAUCCUCGGAGAGUAUCUUAAGCGAGUUUCAGCGCUUACCGUUCCAACUAUCAGUUGAGCCAGGUCAAGGUCAUGCGGAUAGUACUCGUCCGUGGGAUGACCAUGUAAUGCUUUGUCUACCUGCCCGCCACUGGAGCGACGUAAUUGUGAAGUUCUCUCUAAGAGAGUUUGGAUGGGUUCAUUGUGCCUUAGAUGCAUCAGUCUUCAUGCGAGAGCAUAAUGCAUUCUGGGAUAGCUUGAUCGCAAACGAAGGAAAUAGUCUUAGGGAUCAUGCUUGGAUUGCCGUAUAUCUAAGCGUCUUAGCCGUUGGCGUAUACUUUAUUAGUGAAGAGAAAAUACAAAACCUCCAGUUGGUUUAUGAGAGCUUCUCUGCCCGAGAUCCCUCUGUGCGGUCUUCACUGGGCCGGGGAUCUAUAGAAUUGUCGCGUAGUUGGCGAGCAGCUGCCUUGAAAGAGUUGAACUAUGCCAACUACACCGGCAAGCCAAGCUUGCGAACCGUCCAGGCCUUGGCAAUUCUGAACGUGAUUCAUAAGAAUCUCGGUGAAUCAGACCAGGAAUAUAUUCUUCAUGGUACGGCCGUGAAUGUUGCUCGACUCAUUGGGCUCGAUCGUCUUGGGCAUGAUCGUGGAACAGUGAGUACACACAUGGAAAGCUUAGAGUCGAAUUCAAGUCAGCAGAAUGUUCUUCGAAGGUUGUGGUGGACACUUGUCGUUUGUGACUGGAUAGCUGUGUGGUCACGUCCAAUCACGAUCCAUCCAGAGUCUUUCACAACAGUACUGGAAGUAACGGAAGGCCAAAGCACCUUUAUCGAUGGGAGCUUUACCUCUGCCUCGCCACAUAGCUUCGAUGAAGGGACGAACCGUCCGUCUACCUUCGAGUAUCAUAGAGCAAUAGCUCAAUUGGCCAUUACUAUACAGACCCACGUCGGAUCCAUCAAAAGUUGGGAUAUAAAAGUACUACAAGAUACCCUUGGGGAAUUAGACCGCAUCUCAUUAUCCUUCCCACCCCAUCUCACAUUGCUAGGCCAGGACGCCACCAUGGACGUAGUAGGCCAUGAACCCAACUGGAUCACAGUGCAACGCUAUUUACUCCACAACUGCCUAGAUAGCUGGCGGAUCCAUCUCUGCGUUGCAAUCUUGCCCCACAUUCUGGAAAACCCCAACGAAGAUGGAGGGGAUGUCCUCCAGCACGGGAUAUUAGCUGCAAAGCGUCUUCUCCAGCGGAGGCAACACGCACCAUGCCCUCAUUUCCACAAGUUCUGGGCAGUGACGGCCUCUAUCAUUACUGCAGGAAUCUAUACCAUCAUAGACCUGAUAUGCCUACGAAAGUAUCGAUCGCCCCACGAAUUAAGUGAACGGAGGGAACUAGUUAGACUAAGCAUCAGUAUGCUGGAGCAGUCUUUCACAGAGACGCGUCACGGUGCAUUACUCGUCCUUCGGCGGCUAUCUCAUCUAGACGACAUCAUAGACCCAUCGCAAGAAAUUAACCGACUCGUACUCUCGAAGAUAGUGAGGUUAACAGCGUCGCCCCGUCUGUGGGCUUCUCUUCCAGAUGCCCAUGCGACUUUAGGAUAUUUGUUCCCAGAGCCAGGUUUUGACAAUCCGGGAAACACGUCGUCGUCAUCGCCGAGCAGUAGUCAGUGUGUGGAUAGCAGAGUAUCUGGAGAAUGCGCAACACUCCCAGAAUUCCCUGUUGAAUUGGACUUCUUUACAACGGCCAUUGGGCGGAGCGAGAUCCUACCUCACUUCGGCGAUUUGUCGUCGUCGUUGGAACUUAUUGACAUGUCGAUGCCAUGGCUCGACUCAUUCCCUCUUGAUGAUUUUGUUAAACAGUCUUAA